ACAGCUACUUAUCAUAAUUAAUAUCCGGCUAUGUUUUGUUGACUAAUUACCGUCUAAUUACCGUUAUCCUACAGAUCUAUUGUUAUAUAAAGUUAUAUAAAGAGUCGCCAGAUCGACAUAAUCAUAAGGAAUACGGCUGUAGCAAUAUGAUUUGGUCAGUUCUGUUCUUCGUUGUUGGUGGUCUCAACGCUCAUCGAGUGACUAUCGUCAACCGCUGCUCACAUACUGUAUGGGUGGGAAUACUUGGAAGCAACCUUAUAGACCAAGGUGGAUAUACGCUCAAUGCUGGUGCUUCAAGAACAUCUUCAUUACCUCCUCACUGGUCUGGACGAUUCUGGGGAAAAACAGGGUGCCAUUCUAAUAGAUGCGAGACCGGAGAUUGCGGCGGUGGUAAAAUCCAGUGCAACGGAGCAGGCGGUGUACCCCCUGCCACGCUUGCUGAAAUAACGUUUGACGCGGGCUCGCAGAAUAUACAAGACUUUUAUGAUGUCAGUCUCGUUGAUGGAUUCAAUCUACAAAUGUCAAUGAGGCCAACUGGCGGCUACAUAUCUGGAAGUGGACACUACUAUUGUUCUCGCGCAGGUUGCAACACCGAUUUGAACCAAAGAUGUCCGCGUGAACUGCAAGUUAAUGGUACAGGGGGAGUCGUAGCUUGCAAAAGUGCUUGUCUGGCAUUCAACCGUGAUGAUUAUUGCUGCAGAGGAGCCCAUAACGUGCCCCAGACAUGUCCACCUUCUAGCUAUUCUAAAAUAUUCAAAUCGGCAUGCCCGGAAUCCUAUAGUUAUGCAUAUGACGACCAGACCAGCACCUUCACCUGCAAUAACAAAUCUCCAGGAUCAACUUCAUAUGAAAUUACAUUCUGUGGUUAAAAUGACUUUAAUGAUCUUAAAUUAUUUUGUGUAAAAAUAAAAAUUAGCAGCAA
This is a messenger RNA of Ruditapes philippinarum (Manila clam), 922 nucleotides long. RefSeq lists its product as uncharacterized. Gene Ontology annotation, cellular component: extracellular region. Gene Ontology annotation, biological process: defense response. The transcript has 3 exons. Lineage: Eukaryota; Metazoa; Mollusca; Bivalvia; Venerida; Veneridae. The record is from RefSeq and is a predicted model, not a curated record. Bases 147 to 869 code for a protein of 240 amino acids.